AUUAACAACUUUAAGACCUGCUUAAGCAUGUUUUGGCGUUUAUAAACACAAAACUAAACUACUAUUAGGUUGAUUGGUUCAGUACACGGUGGUAUUAUCAAUGGUCGCUAGUCAACAUGCCAAGAAUUAAGAAUCUAAACACACCAAGAAUUAAGAAUCUAAACACGGAACUGCAUAUUAGGCCUGCCACUCUAUUACCAAGGUCUUUAUAAGGGCUUUGAGUUAUCGUUUGUGUAUUGCACAAGAAUUGGAACAAUGUCCAAGUGAGAUUUACCUGUGCAAGAGAAUGGCCACAGUAAAGCAAGGACUGUUUGUAGUGGUAUGGGAGUGGGAGAACAAGCAGCGACGAUGGCGACCCUACACCCCAGAAGUCACGCAGCUACUGGAACGUGCUUACUCCAAGAACCUGCGCUCUGUUUUUCUUGGAGAUUCAGAUCCUGCUCUCAAAAACUAUUGUGUUCACCUUCCUGAAAUGGAGCAGGAAUGUAAAGCUUCAGGAGAGACUGUAAAGAUACGUCGAUUUUUUUAUGCCCAGAGUUCUCCAGCGGGCCAGGGAGCUGUGUGGCAAUGGGCAGGAGAUGUGGCGGGUGACUGGCAUGUAUAUGACAUGUGUGUGCAGUGUAUCAUCGAGGAGUCUUGGGGUUCUGGAGCCCAAAUAGUAGACUUGAGUCAUUCUUUCCGACUGUGCCCCUACGUCAUAAAUUUCUGCAACCUUACUCAAAUGAACAGCAGAACCGGUUUUAUCCGUUGCAUCAGAAGAAUCCAACAAGCAGCUUAUCCUGUUGGGAGACGACCAGUUACCCCCCAGCAGUCACAACUUGGCCCGGGACAUGUGACAGCUGAAAGUAGUAAUUCAUUCAACAACAUAAAUAGUGUACUGACGAUGCAACCUGUGGCCAGUGUGUCGGGUGCAAAGCCCAGAAGGAGAGGCAGUCGAGGAGAUGAUGCAGAUUCAUCCACAUCAGAUGCGAAGCCACGCACCUUAAUGAACAUGGUGUUUGGACGUAGUAAUGGGAACAGCAGCAAGGGAGGUACCGUGAAUCAACCACAUAAUGAUGGGGGUGAUGGACAGUUGGCAGGUGACCAUAAAACAGGGAGAGAUGAUGCAAGCCCUCCUAAACCUUUGCCUCGUAUUUUUCUUCCUCCUAAACCCAAGCCUCGAACCAAUCCACCACCAAAACAUUCACAGCUUCAGCCCACAAUUGAUCAGCCUCAAUUCUUCAAUGAGCAACAUUACAGUCAACGACAACAAUUAAUAGAUGACCAGGAAGACCCCAGAAUGUUACGAAAUGAAUCUGCAAUGGGCAGAUUUGGAUCAAACCACACUUUAGACUCUGACUGUAGUUCAAUAAACAGUGGGCGACGACCAAGUGUGGACACCACUUCCACCUAUCUCUCCUUGGAAUCUGUUACAGUUGAUGAUGAACUCAGCCAAAACUCAAGGUACCACAGUCCUGUUGAACUUGGUACGUGCAGUCCAGUUGUAGACCGACUGGUGCAAGUUGACUCGGAUGAGAAUAUGGAUGAUGAUGUCUUCAGCGAGGAUCAGGAGGUGCAGGCGGUCAUGAGAGGUGCAGGAAGUCACUCGUCUCCUUCACGAGCACCUUCUCCUCUCACUCUGUCACAUUCACACCAUCACAGUCGCCAAAUGUCCAACCACCACUCUGUGCCUUUUCUUGCUGCACAGUCACAGAGUUCCUCUCCUCAUCAGAGCCACUUCAUGCCCAUCAAUGCACCACAGCCAGGCUCAGACUUGGGUCUGCAGGUUAAUGGUAUCAAGCGGAAAUAUAAUGUUUGGAAUUCCUCGCCUGGUCACUUGCACAAGGCUUCGUCUGGAGAUGGGCAUAAUGACAAUAUAAUGCAGGACACUCAUUUUCGUAAUCAUCACUCAGAUUAUAAACCACAGCAUCGUUCCAGAGCACCAAUUGCAGCAGAGGACCAGUUACUGGUUCAGCACACCAAUGUGGUACUGUCACCCCCAGAUGAGAUGUGUUCUAUUUGCAUGAGCAGUUUACAGGAACCAUCUGGAUACUUUGAUGAUAAUGAGGCGGUUGGGGCUGCUUCACGCAUGGCAGGCCUCGGAAGCGAUGGUGUGGUGAGACUUAUUUUGUGUGAUCACCUGUUUCACUUGGCAUGUGUAAGAGAAAUGGCUAAGAACUCUCCUCAAUACCUGGAGUGCCCCAAUUGUAAGACGCUACAUGGGGAGAAGCAUGGCAAUCAGCCCAAUGGCCACAUGAACAUCAACAUUAUAUCAAGGCCCCUUCCUGGUUACCAUAAUUGCAGUACUAUACAGAUCACAUACAAUAUUAGCAGUGGUAUCCAAGGUCCCGAACAUCCAAGACCUGGCCGACCUUAUCAUGCUAUUGGUUUUCCCCGGACUGCAUAUUUACCCAAUAAUGACAAAGGCAAGAAGGUAUUGAAACUGUUGCAAGAAGCAUGGCGGCGACGUCUGGUGUUCACCAUUGGCACAUCAGUUACUUUAGGAAUACAGGAUGCAGUCACCUGGAAUGAGAUCCACCACAAAACUGAAUGGAAUAAUGCUGGUGGGCAUGGAUACCCUGAUCCAAACUACCUUGACAAUACACUAAAGGAGCUUGCUUUACAUGGAGUUACCGAAACAACGUUAGUGUAGCUGUUUACUCGUAUCAGAGAUGUAACACUUUGGUAUUUGUUGACUUCCACCCACACAAGCACUGCUGUAGACUCUAAAACUAUUAAGUGUACCCAUGCAGAUAAGAAAAGGAGGACUGUAUAUAUGAUGAGAGCAAACAUUAAGUGAGAAGAUUAGUCAAGCACAAAAAGAGCAAAGUGAAUGAGGAGUUAGACAUAAAAUCAAAUAACAAUUCACGAAAUGAAAACCCAUUUUGGAAAAGUUAGAAAGUGCAGCAGAGACUGAUGGAAAUGUCACUCUAAAUAUUGAUGAUAAAUACAAUAUUGGAAACAAAUAAUUAAUCAAAAAUAUAUUAGGACUUGGAGGAAUGAGUAUUUUGAUAGUGAAAUUGAUGAAGCUCAACUGUGAACAUGGCGGCUUUUGUGGUAAAGGAAAAGUUGAAGAUAGAAUAUUGAUACAAGAGAGAAGUGCAUCAGUACACAGGGUGAAAUGUGGAAAAGUUGCACAUACAGUAUUGUAUUCAUAAGGCAAAUUUUAAAAGGCAAUUUUAGAUUUAGUAUUAUGUACUAUAUUAUAAUAAAAACUCGAUAGUC
Procambarus clarkii (red swamp crayfish) is the source of this 3204-nucleotide messenger RNA. Its product is annotated as probable E3 ubiquitin-protein ligase DTX2. Lineage: Eukaryota; Metazoa; Arthropoda; Malacostraca; Decapoda; Cambaridae. The record is from RefSeq and is a predicted model, not a curated record. Gene Ontology annotation, biological process: Notch signaling pathway; protein ubiquitination. Gene Ontology annotation, molecular function: zinc ion binding; ubiquitin protein ligase activity. Gene Ontology annotation, cellular component: nucleoplasm.